AUGCGGCCCGACGGGCUAUCAAGCACGAAUGGCUUUUCACAGGCCGCUUACGGGUCGACCUCGAGGAAAGCCAGCCUGAAUGGCCAACAAAAUACGUCGGCGAAUGGAGAGUCGCAGUCAAAUGGCGCCGUGAAACCUUUGACAAGCUCCUACUUUGGCCACAACCGGGAGGAAGUAACGCGGAUCUUGAUCCAGAGCCUGUAUGAGUUGGGCUACGGCGGUGCAGCAUCGACUUUGAGCUCUGAGAGCGGCUAUCAGCUGGAGACACCCGGCGUUGCAACAUUCCGGAGCGCGGUACUCGACGGACGGUGGUCCGAGGCAGAAAGAAUUCUUGUUCAAUCUUUCCGAAACAUGGCACCAAAGAAUGGCCAAAAAGGUGCUUCCGAAGAAAUGCUGGUACUGGCAGAGGAUGCGGACAGGAGUGAAAUGUUGUUCUAUCUCCGUCAGCAGAAGUUCUUGGAGCUCCUCGAAGCUCGCGAGUUGGGCUCAGCACUACAAGUGCUUCGGCAAGAACUCACGCCUUUGAACUACGAUGUGGACCGGCUCCAUGCGCUUUCAAGUCUCCUGAUGUGCCCGACGGAACUGCUUCACGAGCAGGCUGGCUGGGACGGCCCAAUCAGCUCGUCCCGAGAACGGCUUCUGGCCGACCUAUCAAAAUCCAUUUCCCCCUCCGUUAUGAUCCCCCAGCAUCGUCUUGCAAUUCUAUUAGACUACGUGAAGCAGGGUCAGAUCGGCAACUGUCUCUAUCAUAAUACCGCCGAGGCGCCGUCACUCUAUUCCGACCACAUGUGCGACCGAGGCGAUUUCCCCUUGGACGUCACCGCCAACCUCAAUCAGCACAUCGAUGAGGUUUGGCACUGCGGGUUCUCUCAUGACGGAACCAAAUUGGUUACUGCAGGCCAGGACCGCACCGUGCUGAUUUACGAUACGAGUACUUUCACGGUGCUCCAUAGACUUAACGGACACUUGGACGGAGUUGCCUUUGCCAGCUGGAGUCCCGAUGACUCUAAGCUUAUCACUUGCUCGCAAGAUAGGACGGCCCGUGUAUGGAACGCAGAGACUGGUCGCUGUCUUUUGACGAUUGAUCAUCACUGCCAUCCGGUGACCGCUGCAGGCUGGGCUCCCGAUAGCGAAUCAUUCGUAACGUCAUCAUUUGAUGCGAACUCGGGGCUUUGCCAUUGGAGCAUGAGGGGAUCGCCACUCCACACUUGGAAGGGAGGAUUCCGUACACAAGAUUGCGCCAUCAGCCCCGAUGGCCGACGGCUCGUGGCAGCAGACACGGAUUCCAAGCUUCACGUAUUUGAUUUCCACACCUAUGAAGAAGUCUAUUGCCUCUCUCUUCCGAGCAAACCGACCUCCGUUGCGAUCAGCCGGGACUCGAAGCACAUGCUGGUAAAUUUGGCUGAGGGGGAAAUUCAGUUGAUCGAUAUGGAAACCACCACCGUCGUUCGACGGUUCCGGGGAUACAAGCAGGGCAGUUAUGUGAUCCGGAGCACUUUCGGUGGAGCAGCGGAGAAUUUUGUCGUCAGUGGCAGUGAAGAUUCCCGAAUUUACAUCUGGCACAAGGAGAACGGCACCCUCGUGGAAACCUUGGAGGCUCAUACCAAGGGUUGUGUAAACUCAAUAUCUUGGAGUCCGACAAAUCCAGGCAUGUUUGUCUCAGCCGGUGACGACAAAGCCGUGCGCAUCUGGUCCAAAGACCCGGAACGACAUCGCCCAAUCGGCGGAGCGAGUCAACGAGGAGGCAUAUCAUCAACUGGGUUCCCGCGGACAAGCGCAUUACGGACUACUUCAACAUUUUGA
This is a messenger RNA of Penicillium cataractarum, 1803 nucleotides long. RefSeq names its product WD40 repeat domain-containing protein. Gene Ontology annotation, cellular component: GID complex. The transcript is spliced from 6 exons. Bases 1 to 1803 code for a protein of 600 amino acids. Lineage: Eukaryota; Fungi; Ascomycota; Eurotiomycetes; Eurotiales; Aspergillaceae. Gene Ontology annotation, molecular function: protein binding. Gene Ontology annotation, biological process: proteasome-mediated ubiquitin-dependent protein catabolic process. The record is from RefSeq and is a predicted model, not a curated record.